Molecule: messenger RNA, 1122 nt
Organism: Aspergillus nomiae NRRL 13137
Lineage: Eukaryota; Fungi; Ascomycota; Eurotiomycetes; Eurotiales; Aspergillaceae
Product: DNA-directed RNA polymerase core subunit RPC40
Exons: 3
Coding region: 1-1122 (373 amino acids)
Biological process (GO): DNA-templated transcription
Cellular component (GO): RNA polymerase III complex; RNA polymerase I complex
Molecular function (GO): protein dimerization activity; DNA binding
Source: RefSeq, a predicted model, not a curated record
AUGGCGCCUCUCGUUCCUUCACAGGCGGAGCUUGAUCGCCGGAGGCUCGUCGACAUCAAUCUGGAAACAGUCUCCAACAUCCCCUCCACAGACUUCCCAGGUCACUGGCCGGGUGAGUCGCAUGAGUGGAAUUUGGAGAAAUUUAGAAAUGAGUUCAAUGUUGAGUUCCAUAGAAAUGAAAGAUUCGAAUCUUCCUUCUCUCUCAUCGGUGUCGAUGCAUCGAUCGCAAAUGCCUUCCGCCGCAUCGUCAUGGCUGAAGUGCCCAGCGUAGCCAUCGAGUUCGUCUUCGUUCACAACAACACCUCCGUCAUUCAGGAUGAAGUGCUUGCACAGCGAUUGGGUCUGAUUCCACUGAAGGGUUCCGUGGAUGGUAUAAACUGGAUGCGCUGGUUCAAGAAGGCAACUGAGGAUGAACCCGAGGGUAGUGAUCCUUCCGAUUACAAUACCAUCGUCUUGCGACUGGAUAUCGAAUGUUCCGAGAACCCUAACGCCGACCCCUCGGAGAAUGACCCCCGAAAGCUAUACAAGAAUGCGCAUGUUUACGCCAGAGACAUUACCUUCCACCCUGUCGGACGCCAGGAGCAAUUCUUCACUGGCGAGGAUGCCAUCCAGCCGGUUAACCCAGACAUCCUGAUCGCUAAGCUUCGCCCGGGUCAGAAGAUCGACCUGGAAAUGCACUGUAUCAAGGGUAUCGGAGCCGACCAUGCUAAGUUCUCGCCUGUUGCCACCGCCUCAUACCGUUUGCUUCCCGACAUCCAGAUCUUGCGCCCCAUUCUUGGAGAAGACGCUAAGAAGUUCGCCAAGUGCUUCCCUAAGGGCGUGAUUGGUUUGGAGCCUGUUACCCGGGAAGAGGCCGCGAAGCAGGGUAGCGGAUACGAGGGCCACGAGGGCGAGACAAAAGCUGUUGUUCGCGAUGCCUUCAAGGAUACCGUUAGCAGGGAAUGUCUCAGGCAUGAGGAGUUCCAGGGCAAGGUGAAGCUCGGUCGCGUCCGCGACCAUUUCAUCUUCAACAUCGAGAGUACAGGCCAAUUCGAUAGCGAUGUCCUUUUCUUAGAAAGCGUGAAGGUCCUGAAGCUCAAAUGCGCCAGAUGGAAGCGGGGAUUGGCGGAUCUUAUGCGGUAA